AUGGCGGCGGCGGCGGCGAUCUGCGGGGAGGACGAGCCGGCGCCGCGCGAUCCGGAGAGCGCGGCGGCGGCGGGCGGCGGGGUCGAGCGGCUGGAUCUCGGGGACGGCCGGGCGGCGCUCGUGGCGGGGGGCAAGAGGAGCGUCUACCUCAUGGACUGCGAGCCGGUGUGGGGCUGCGUCGCCACGCCGGGGCGCGGCGGGGAGAUGGAGGACGCCUGCGCCGCCGUGCCCCGCUUCGCCGACGUGCCCGUGCGCCUGCUCGCCCGGCGCCGCGACCUCGAAGGGCUCGGGCUCGACGCCGACGCGCUCCGCCUGCCCUCCCACCUCUUCGCCGUCUUCGACGGCCACGGCGGCUCCGAGGUGUCCAACUACUGCCGGGAGAGGCUCCACGUCGUGCUGAGCAAGGAGCUGAGGAAGCCCCCCAGCGAUCUGGGGGAGAUGAGCGAUGUGGACAUGAAGGAGCACUGGGACGACCUCUUCACCAGGUGUUUCCAGACAGUGGACGACGAGGUGUCAGGGCUUGCAAGCAGGCUCGUCGACGGAGAGCCCCGGUCAGACCCGAUCGCCGCGGAGAACGUAGGCUCCACGGCGGUUGCAGUGGUAGUGUGCUCCUCUCAUGUAGUGGUCGCCAAUUGCGGCGAUUCUCGCAUCGUGCUCUCGCGCGGGAAGGAGCCUGUUGCUCUCUCAAUUGAUCAGAAGCCUGACAGGAAGGAUGAGCGCGCCAGGAUUGAGGCUGCGGGAGGCAAGGUCAUCCAAUGGAAUGGACACCGAGUGUCCGGCAUACUUGCUAUGUCACGAUCCAUUGGUGACCGAUACUUGAAGCCAUACAUCAUCUCAAAACCAGAAGUUACGGUUGUUCCUCGGGCUAAAGAUGACGACUGCCUCAUUCUGGCCAGCGACGGGCUCUGGGACGUCGUGUCGAACGAAGAGGCGUGCAAGGUCGCACGCCGGCAAAUCCAACAGUGGCACAAGAACAACAGCGUCACAACAUCGUCGUCAGAUGGAGGUGAUGGAUCCACCGACCCUGCCGCGCAGGCAGCUGCAGACUAUCUGACGAGGCUUGCAUUGAAGAAAGGAAGCCAGGACAAUAUCACUGUAAUCGUGGUCGACUUGAAACCCCGGAGGAAACCCAAGAAUAAUUCCUAA
Molecule: messenger RNA, 1146 nt
Organism: Triticum turgidum subsp. durum (durum wheat)
Lineage: Eukaryota; Viridiplantae; Streptophyta; Magnoliopsida; Poales; Poaceae
Source: the annotation of a GenBank genome assembly